ACAAACUGGAAAACACAAUGUGCCUCUCUAUUGGGGCUGGGAUCCACAAGAGCCUGCCUGGGGGUAUGUGUCAGUUUGUGGGUGCAAAUCCUCAGUAUCCACACUGCAUGGCAUUUAUCACAUUCUUUCAAGCAAUGCCUCCAAAAGCAAAGGAGAAUGGGGCAAUCUCCUUGAUCCCUCCAGUGAUUCUUCCAAAAGGAGAGAGGAAAACAGAGGCUUUGCCAGGUGGUAUGUCCAUUGUCACACAACUGGCCCACAAUAACAGCACAGAUGGGACCCCUGUGUGCCAGGCCCUGGGUCCUGGCUUCCUUCUAGCCCCCAUACCACAUUUGAGCCUAGGCCAGGCAGUGGUGAAAAGCCCACUUUCUGGUGCCCUUUUGGCUGUGCUUUUAGAGCUCCUGUCCCACAAAGGGUCACUGAGGCCCAAGGAGUGUGUGAGGGGACCGAGGAUGCCUAGUAAGGGGAUAUCUAGUGGGCCCAGGACCCCAGGACUGUGUCCUCCUUAGGGCUCCUGGGGUGAGUAAGAGCUCCCUUACUCAGCCAUGAUGCAUUCACUGCCUUCUUCAGGGGCCCCUCCCAGCCAGGUGUCAGCAGAGGGGGAGGAGAGCCAAAAAAGGAGGAGGUGCGGGCACCACCCUAGUCCAAGGCUGCUGGCUCCCAUGCUUGGUGUUGGUGGGAGGGACAGAGAGGGGCGGGAACAGCCGGUUGCCUGCCGGGAGCCAAAACGAAAGCACUCCAGGCUGGAAGUAGGACGAGAGUCGACUCCCAGGAGAGGGAGUGCACAAACUCUCCAGUUCGGCCCCCACUGCCUCCUUUGGAGGCUGGGGAAGGAUUCCAGCCCCUGCCACACACAGACACGGGCUGACUGGGGUCAGGGGUCAGGUGUCUGCCCCCCUUAGGGGGGCAGCACAGGACCUCAGGCCCGUGUGCCGCCUGGAACCUGGAAGAUGCCUGUACCCUGGUUUUUGCUGUCCUUGGCACUGGGCCGAAGCCCCAUGGUCCUUCCUCUGGAGAGGCUUGUGGGGCCUCAGGACGCUACUCACUGCUCACCGGGCCUCUCCUGCCACCUCUGGGACGAUGACAUACUCUGCCUGCCUGGGGACAUCGUGCCUGCUCUGGGCCCCGUGCUGGUGCCUACACACCUGCAGACAGAGCUGGUGCUGAGGUGCGGCAAGGAGACCGACUGUGACCUCUGUGUGCGUGUCGCUGUCCACUUGGCUGUGCAUGGUCACUGGGAAGAGCAUGAAGAUGAGAAAAAGUUUGGAGGAGCAGCUGACCCAGGGCUUGAGAAGCCUAGGAAUGCCUCUCUCCAGGCCCAAGUCGUGCUCUCCUUCCAGGCCUACCCUACUGCCCGCUGCGUCCUGCUGGAGGUGCAAGUGCCUGCUGCCCUUGUGCAGUUUGGUCAGUCUGUGGGCUCUGUAGUAUAUGACUGCUUCGAGGCUGCCCUAGGGAGUGAGGUGCAAAUCUGGUCCUAUACUCAGCCCAGGUACGAGAAGAAACUCAACCUCACACAGCAGCUGCCUGACUGCAGGGGGCUCGAAGUCCGGAACAGCAUCCGGAGCUGCUGGGCCCUGCCCUGGCUCAACGUGUCUGCAGAUGGUGACAAUGCGCGCCUGGUCCUGAAUGUCUCCGAGGAGCAGCACUUCAGCCUCUUCCUGUACUGGAAGCAGGUCCAGGGUCCCCCAAAACCCUGGUGGCAAAAAAACCUGACUGGACCACAGAUCAUUACCUUGAACCACACAGACCUGGUUCCCUGCCUCUGUAUUCAGGUGUGGCCUCUGGAACUUGACUCCUUUAGGACUAACAUCUGCCCCUUCAGGGAGGACCCACGUGCACACCGGAACCUCUGGCGUGCCGCCCGGCUGCGACUGCUGACUCUGCAGAGCUGGCGACUGGAGGCACUGUGCCCACUGCCCGCUGAAGCGGCACUGUGUUGGCAGGCUCCAGGUGGGGACCCUUGCCAGCCACUGGUCCCGCCGCUUUCCUGGGAGAAUAUCACUGUGAACAAGGUUCUCGAGUUCCCAUUGCUAGAAGGCCACCCUAACCUCUGUGUUCAGCAGGUGAACAGCUGGGAGAAUCUGCAGCUGCAAGAGUGCUUGUGGGCUGACUCCCUGGGGCCUCUCAAUGAUGAUGUGCUACUGUUGGAGACAAGAGGCCCCCAGAACAACAGAUCCUUCUGUGCCUUGGAACCCAGUGGCUGUACUUCACUGCCCAGCAGAGCCUCCACGAUGGCAGCUCGCCUUGGAGAGUACUUACUACAAGACCUGCAGUCAGGCCAGUGUCUGCAGCUGUGGAAUGAUGACCUGGGAGCGCUAUGGGCCUGCCCCAUGGACAAAUACUCCCACAAGCGCUGGGCCCUCGUGUGGCUGGCCUGCCUACUCUUUGCCGCUGCGCUUUCCCUCUUCCUCCUACUCAGAAAGGAUCACGCGAAAGGGUGGCUGAGGCUCUUGAAACAGGACGUCCGCAAGGGGGCAGCCGCCAGGGGCCGCGCGGCUCUGCUCCUCUACUCAGCCGAUGACUCAAGCUUCGAACGCCUGGUGGGCGCCCUGGCGUCGGCGCUGUGCGAGCUGCCGCUGCGCGUGGCCGUAGACCUGUGGAGCCGUCGUGAACUCAGCGCACAGGGGCCCGUGGCCUGGUUCCAUGCGCAGCGGCGCCAGACCCUGCAGGAGGGCGGCAUGGUGGUCCUGCUUUUCUCGCCCGGGGCGGUGGCGCUGUGCAGCGAGUGGCUACAGGAUGGAAUGUCUGUGCCCGGGGCGAACUGCCCACACGACGCCUUCCGCGCCUCGCUCAGCUGCGUGCUGCCUGACUUCUUGCAGGGCCGGGCGUCCGGCCGCUACGUGGCGGCCUGCUUCGACAGGCUGCUCCGCCCGGACGCCGUGCCUGCCCUUUUCCGCACCGUGCCCGUCUUUUCACUGCCCUCCCAGCUACCGGACUUCUUGGGGGCCCUGCAGCGGCCCAGCGCCCUGCGUCCCCGGCGGCUCCGAGAGAGUGCGGAACAAGUGUCCCGGGCCCUUCAGCCAGCCCUGGAGAGCUACUUCCAUCCUCCGGGAACGCCCGGGCAGGGACGCGGGGUGGGACCUGGGACAGGGGACGGGACUUGAAUAAAGGUAGACGCUGUUUUUCUACCCA
Messenger RNA from Sapajus apella (tufted capuchin), 3129 nucleotides. RefSeq names its product interleukin 17 receptor C (gene IL17RC). NCBI's taxonomy places the organism in Eukaryota, Metazoa, Chordata, Mammalia, Primates, Cebidae. Gene Ontology annotation, molecular function: interleukin-17 receptor activity. The transcript has 19 exons. The record is from RefSeq and is a predicted model, not a curated record. The coding region runs from base 948 to 3101 and encodes 717 amino acids.